Messenger RNA from Haliotis rufescens (red abalone), 8152 nucleotides. RefSeq names its product cytosolic purine 5'-nucleotidase-like. The transcript has 18 exons. NCBI's taxonomy places the organism in Eukaryota, Metazoa, Mollusca, Gastropoda, Lepetellida, Haliotidae. Gene Ontology annotation, molecular function: 5'-nucleotidase activity. The record is from RefSeq and is a predicted model, not a curated record. The coding region runs from base 267 to 1964 and encodes 565 amino acids.
AGCAAGUGGCUGCUUUGUAGGCCUGUUACUUUCCCUCUUGUAUGUCUCACCCAUGUUAUGUACUUGAGGAAGUAGUUGUAAACACAGAUGUACAGAACUCAGUUGUGUGUCAGUGUGUUAUAGUUCGAUCAUCAUACAGGGGCUCUGCAUCCUACUUCAGAAAAAUCGGAACUGUUUUGAAGCUCUGAGUUCCAAGUCCACCUGCGAGCACUGUUUGAGGACUCAAGAUCUGUACAUUGCCUGAGCUCUACUCCUACCUGCACACCAUGGCUGCUCCGGCCAUAGCAAACGGUGCCAGCACCAAUGGCGUCCAUAACACCAGUGAGCCUUGUCCUCGCAGAUACAGGAGAGAGCCUCAUCACAGAGUCUUUGUCAACCGUAGCCUGCAUCUGGAGAAGAUCAAGUUCUUUGGCUUUGACAUGGACUAUACACUUGCAGUGUACAAGUCACCACAGUAUGAGACGAUGAGCUUUGACCUCUUGAAACAGAGGCUAUUGACCAUUGGCUACCCCAAGGAGAUCGGAGUGUUUGAGUAUGACCCCUCCUUUCCUGUCAGAGGACUGUGGUUUGACAAGUGGUAUGGUAACCUUCUCAAGGUGGAUGCCUAUGGAAACAUACUCGUCUGUGUGCAUGGUUUCAACUUUCUCAAACCCAAUGAGGUGGCAGAGCUUUAUCCAAAUAAGUUCUUGGCUCUGGAUGAGAGGAGACUGUUUGUGCUCAACACACUAUUUAAUGUCCCAGAAACCUACAUGUUAGCCUGCAUAAUAGAUUACUUCACGUCAUGUCAACACUACACAAAGGAGAAGGAAGGUGUAAGGAGUGGAGAACUGUACAUGUCUUUCAAGUCAAUCUUCCAGGAUGUCCGCUCAGCUGUUGACUGGCUUCAUUACAAUGGCACCCUGAAGGAUGAGACCGUAAAAGAGAUGGACAAGUACGUGCACCGAGAUGAGAGACUGCCGCUGCUGCUACAAAGAUUGAGGAGACAUGGCGCCAAGACAGUGCUGAUAACGAACAGUGAAUAUCUCUACACUGAUAAAAUAAUGACCUACCUGCUGGACUACCCAUCAGAGGACGGUACAGUGCAGGAGUGGUCCACCUUCUUUGACUGUGUCGUGGUAGAUGCCAAGAAGCCUCUGUUCUUUGGGGAUGGGACAACUCUCCGUCAAGUGGAUAGAAGCACAGGGUCCCUGAAGCUUGGUGAUCAUAUUGGGGCUUUACAGCCAGGGCACAUAUACUCAGGAGGAUCCUGUGAUGUGUUAUCCCAGCUUCUGGGGGCCAAGGGACGCGAUGUUCUGUAUGUUGGCGACCACAUAUAUGGUGAUAUCCUCAAGUCUAAGAAGAAGCGUGGAUGGCGGACAUUCCUUGUUGUUCCUGAGCUUGGACAGGAGUUAAGGGUGUGGACAGACAAGCAGGAGCUUUACAAACAGCUGGAAGACCUGGAAGCUGUGUUGGCAGAUUUGUACAGGAACCUGGACAGCAGUACACUUGAUAAACCCAACAUCAGUGGCAUCCAGCAUUCCCUCAGGGAUGUGGUUCACAAGCUAGACAUGUCAUAUGGCAUCCUUGGCAGUCUCUUUAGGAGUGGUUCUCGACAGACGUUUUUAGCAUCCCAGGUGAUGCGGUAUGCUGACAUCUAUGCCGGGACAUUCCUCAACCUCCUCCACUACCCAUUCUGCUACUUGUUCCGGGCUCCGGCCAUGCUGAUGCCCCAUGAGUCUACUGUGGAACAUGAGCCAUCACAGAAGGAAAAAGAGGAGGAUUUCACUGGAAUUGUGCGCAAUCGAUCCGUCAGCAGCACGCCUGAACUUGGAAGCCCCAAGAAACGAGCUCGUCAGACAUCAUCACCAUCGAAACAUGUGCUUCAUCUUCGAGCCAACACUCCCCGUAAAGUCACCCAUACACAUGAUGAAGAUGAUUCCGAUGACUCUGAAUCCUCCAAUGCCACCAGUGAUAAGUCUAUUUAAACCUGCUAGUGACAGCACAGGCAACUAGAUCUAUGCAAUAAUGUAGACUUUAUGGGUUGUGGAUCUGUGAGGUGGCAGUGAAGAUACGCAGCAGCAAGCACUGGUAUGAGUUGUCGGUCAGGGAUGUGUGGGUUGUGGGUGUAAAGCUGUGGGUGGGUGGGAUCGCUGCCUGUCUGUGAUUCAUGUUAGAGACUGUACUGUCUGUAUCCGGGGGAUCUGUACUGUCUGUAUCCGGGGGAUCUGUACUGUCUGUAUCUGGGGGAUCUGUACUGUCUGUAUCCGGGGGAUCUGUGAUGGAUAUCCCUGUUGUGAGGGAUAACUGUUUGUCCAUGGUAUAUCCUGUGUGUUUGUGCCUUGAAUGUGAUUUGUCUUAGUAACCUCAGUUAACAGGGAUUAACAACAGACACAUAAGGCAAUAUACAGUCAAUUUUGUACUGUUAUUCGCAAGAGGCAUAUUACUUACAGAAACAUCAAAAUAUGGGGUCAUUUUUUGUAUGGUAUCUUUCUUAUGGACACUAAGGUGCUUGGUGUGUUCUUUUAGAAUUUCAGUAUUCUUUGAUGAAAAUGCUUUUCACUUUUCCUAACCUCUGUAGUAACAUAAUGUUGCUGACUGCUUAUUUAUCUAUAGAGGAUUGUUUGACAUGGAAAAACAAUUUGUUACAUUUGUUGAAGAUACAAAUUCAGACUUGUAUUUGUUUUGUUUUGUGAAUUCAUUUUUUGUAAUUUGUUUUUCAUCUAUACACGGUUGUUUUAGAGGAUUUGUUAUUUACCACAGAUUAUGUUAAAUGUAAACAUGAUGAAACAGUGAUUAUUUUAUUUCCUGAAAUAAAUGACAUGCGACAAUGAAUAAUGAAACCAGUUCCUUGCUUAUACUUGGGUUGUUGUAGCUUUAUGAUAAAGAUGGAUUUCUGUCAGAAUCUGAUUUUUAGAUAACCUUGCUGGGAUUGACCCUUUGUUUGACACAAUUUCUUUGUACAGGCCAGUGGUAGAUACAUGUCAAAUAUUGAAUUAUAAGACGGAAAUAUUAAGAAAUCCAAAACCUUGAUUCUGAGCUGGUAUUUUUUAGGUUUAACAGUGUUGUGUUGUUGAUGGCUUUGUGUAGCUGCAAUAGUAAUCAUUAUGUAACCAUUAACCUUCUUGGAUGCAUAUGUCUUUGUAUGAGAUAUACAGGCAUUGUUAUAGCACAAAAGACUGAGAAAAUGUGAGGUCUUGUUUCUGUUUUGUUUACUAGAUUCUGAACCCAUUCUGAACAUGGUGUAUAGAUGUAUAUACCUUGUAUGGCUAGGAUGAUGUACCUCCUUCACUGGGUAUAUACAAACUUGGAUGAUGAUGACAAUACAUAACAAAUAAUGUUUGGACUUAUAUUGUGCUAGAAUCCAUACACAAGGUACAUGCUCAAAGCAUUUACAUUAUUACCCCCGUCAUUGGAUCAGUGUGCACUUGCUUUUCAUUCUCAGCUCCCUGGGGAGUAUACAACCCAAGCUGCGUUACCAGGUAUGAGAAGGUUAACAGUCACAAAACCAGGUACCCAGUUUACUGCUGGGUGAACAGAGGUAUAUUUCGAACAACAUCACUUGCAUAAGGAGACACCACAUGUGAUACAUGUGUUCAGUGUGGGGUAGGACUGAAGCACUAGAAACUCUCAUUUGUCGAGCUGGCAACCGCACUGAUGAUGGUACUGCUGACAUUAUAGAUGACAUAUUGGCAAGCACUCCUGUUAGCUUCUUAAACAUUAUUAUGCCCGAAUAUCCGAAUCUACUACUGAUAAUUCAAUUUUAGAGGUUAAUAAUCAUAAGUCUUCGCCAAAACAAUAAAUCCUAACUCUCAUCUUAUUGUUUCAUGUAGUUGUUUGUUAGAGAAUUUACCUGCUAGUGUUUGAAUGAGCAGGUAGUUUAACUGUGCCUUUCUUGUUAACACCAUCUGUUCAGUAAUUUCAUGAAGUCCCUUUUCAAGUCAGAAGACUUUGAUGUAGGUUCUUGAGUACUUUGUCAAACAGUUCCGUAAGUACCUUGUCAAACAAGUCCAUGAGUACCUUGUCAAACAGGUCCAUGAGUACCUUGUCAAACAUGUCCUUGAGUAACUUGUGAAAUAGUUCCUUGAGUACCUUGUCAAACAGGCAGGCCUUUGAGUACCUUGUCAAACAGGUCCUUGAUGUUCUUUGUCAAACAGACAGGCACUUAUGUACUAGUUUCUUGAAGCAGGGUAUCUGUACUGCAAUUUGUAUGUGCUCCAAUCCAAGGUCAGUCUAGGUGGAAGACAUCAGUAUCAUGUAUCCACGACCUUCUACCUCCAACACUGAAUGCUCAGCUGUAGAAAUUGCAGAUGUUUGUGUGAGAUGUGUGGUGUAGUCUUAUCAGUGAGAACUGGGAUCCAUUAAGUCAUUAAAAGUCAAAUUUGUUGUUGUUUUACAAUUUUGUGCCAACAAUUGUUUUCGCAAUCGAAAUAGUGAAUAUUAAUUUUCUCCUGAAACUUGUACCCAAGAAUGGUGUGUGCACACUAUAGCUAGCCAGUAUAGUGUAGAUACUCUAAUUACCACUGAGUAAUGACAUCAACUUCUGCUUCUGAACAUGACCAUGUUGCUGGUUGGUUACUUGUGUGCAAUUUGUAUAGGGGAUGUUGCAGGAUACAAGCCUCAAGCCUCAGCAUGUCAAACUCAAUUUGUUGCACUUGUUGACAUAAUUCUACAGAUUAAUUCGAAUAAAGGCCAACUGUUAUUAGUGCCAAGCUAAUGCCAAGAACUAAGGCUGUUUAAAAAAUUAAAUCUGUGAAUCCUUGUACCAUGGAUACAAGUGUUGUGAAGGAAUAGCUCUCAUGAAGCCACUGUAGUGUCUGCUACACCCAUGAUUAUCAAGUAUAUCACUGCAUUAUGGCCGGACAGCGUGCAUCGAUGGUCAGACUAUCAGUCACAUUCAAACAGUCUGCAACACUUGAUGCUUCCAGCUCUCCUAUCACCUGGGCCCCUUUCCACAAAGGGAUCGUAGCGCUAUAACUGUCGUAAAGUAUGGUACUUACGAUCGUCUUAGCGCUAUGGUUGCUUUAGUGGAACGGGGCCCUGGACCACUCCUGUUCACAGUUCUUGGUUAGGUAUGCACCCCACAUUAACCUUAGUGUGUACACGAUUCUGCUAAAGUAGCUCAAUGAAUAUUUUGUGAUGAUGUUGAUGUUUCUAGUUGUUUGGUUUUUAGAUAUCAUUGCUGUGGAAUAUUUGUGUAUUUUGUUUAAAGCAGCCUAUAUAACAAAUCUGCUGACACAUAUUGGUAUGAUCACCAUUUGAGACUUUUGACAGUAAUGAUACAUAGGUUAUUUUAUGUAUUUGUCAUACUGACUAGUGUCCUGACACAUCCAGCCCCAAGAAUUUUCUACUCCUUUAAAAUACCUUUGCAUGUCUUGAAAAUGAGCUUAGAAAUAUUGCUUUGCGAUGGAAAGCAUGAAUUUAGACUAUGAAAUGCUUGAUGAAAAAGUCAUUUGAAGGAUGAAAUGAAAGCAUUGGUGAGCAGUAAUAACUGCAUCUAGACAAUCGUUAAUUUGAUGAGUACUUGUGACUUCUAAACUGUGGAGGACUAAGGGUAUAGUUAAGCUGUCAGUAUUAGAUUUAGCUUAAUGCUACAUUAUGUUUGUUUACAUAACUCCAUGCUGGGAAGUCAUGCAUAGAAGAAAACAAAUAUAUUACUGAUUAUUAAGAUUACCUAAGAAUGAAUAUGAUACAACUGUGCCUACAGACUGUUAUGUGAAGUGAUGCUGACUGCAUAGUGAGAGUACUAACCAGUGAGGGAAGUCUUCUCACUGCAUCUUGUAGAACAUUGGUUUGUCUGACUUGCCUGCCUCAACUGCUGCUGAUGACUAGACAUGAAUGUACAGUUUGAACCACACGAUGGUGCUUCUAUCUCAGUUACCAUGUUUACACAACCAAACUUGCAAAAGACACUAUUAUUUUAAUUUUUUAAAUUAUUAAAAAAUUAAUGUUGGAUCAUGUGCUUUUAUGGGCAGUUAUCUAUUUUUUAAUUUUUUUAUUUCACACACUGUUUUUAAUUUUUGUAUGUCUAUCUGUUUAGGAUUGAAAUUGUAGCUCAAAGAGCCUGUAUUCUCUUGGUGUUGGUGUCUUGAAAUAGAAGGUGGUAUAAAUGUUUCUAUGACAUCACCUGAGCAGUGUCACUCUAAGAGAGUAAUCUAGUUUGAAAAAGAUAUUUUGCUUAACUUACAGUGCAUGUCCAGCAUGUAAACCUGCGACUGUCAUUUUAUUUAAUUGUUGUAAAUUAUUUUUAGAUUUUUAUCCAAUACAUCCAUGUCUGUUUUAUAUUUGGUGCUUUCAUGUGUUAAAUUUUCAUUGAUUUUAUUUAUCACCAAUUUCAUAUUUAUUGUGAAGAAUUCUUUUAUUUUAUUCACCUGAGGCAUCUUUGAUGUGCAAAACAGAAUAUUUUAGCAGUGCUCAUGUAUUUGUUUUUAGCAGUGUUUGACUGUUUAUUGUACACUACCAUGUUAAAACCAUUUUCUGUCAUAUACCCAAGGGAAUAUAUAUGAACCAGAGAAGAGUUCUGUGUUUUACAAGCAUGUUGCUUGAUACGAACCUUGCUUCUGAUUAGUAAAUUAUAAUGGUUGACAAACAGGACCUACGAGUAUUUCUAGUUGAUCUUUUCCAAAAGAAGGCAGUAUGGUAGGUGCAGACAGCAGGAUCAGAGAAUUGUGAUGUUUUGAAGAUAUGUAAUGUUUGUUGUAUUAAGAACUCCACACCUUUUACCAAGACAGGCUACCUUAUCCUUGUCCAAGACUUUCUCCAUAUUUGGUCACAGGUUGCAAUGUCCAGUAUACCCUUUCCUUGUCACAGCAUGCCAUGCUCACUUCUUAGCCAUGAGUAUUGUUUCCUUCUCAGAGUGUACUGCCAUGUAUUUUCCUCAGCUAGACUGCCAUAUCCUAGAUCAGUGUACUGUCAUGUCCAUUAUCUAGCCCAUCUACAUUGUCUUUUCCCAAACUUACUUUUGCAACUUUUCCUUGCCUAGUUUGUCACAAGUUUUUGUGUCGUGUCCUUUUACCAGCGGACUACUAUGUUUUAUGUAUUGUUGUGCUCCUCUCAUCUUCAUCAUUUCCUGUUCCAGCCAAACUACUGUCCUUGACCCAACUGAAUGUCAUGUUGAUUUCCUAGCCUGUCAACUAUGAUCUUGCUUCAACUUUGUGUCCUGUUCCAGCCAAACUACUGUCCUUGACCCAACUUAAUGUCAUGUCGAUUUCCUAGCCCAUCUUCUCUUAUCUUGCUUCAACUUUGUGUCCUGUUCCAGCCAAACUACUGUCCUUGACCCAACUUAAUGUCAUGUCGAUUUCCUAGCCCAUCUUCCCUUAUCUUGCUUCAACUUUGUGUCCUGUUCCAGCCAAACUACUGUCCUUGACCCAACUUAAUGUCAUGUCGAUUUUCUAACCCAUCUUCUCUUAUCUUGCUUCAACUUUGUGUCCUGUUCCAGCCAAACUACUGUCCUUGACCCAACUUAAUGUCAUGUCGAUUUCCUAGCCCAUCUUCUCUUAUCUUGCUUCAACUUUGUGUCCUGUUCCAGCCAAACUACUGUCCUUGACCCAACUUAAUGUCAUGUCGAUUUCCUAGCCCAUCUUCUCUUAUCUUGCUUCAACUUUGUGUCCUGUUCCAGCCACACUACUGUCCGUGACCCGACUUAAUGUCAUGUCGAUUUCCUAGCCUGUCAACUCUGAUCUUUUUCAACUUUGUGUCCUGUUCCAGCUAAACUACUGUCCUUGACCCAACUUAAUGUCAUGUCGAUUUCCUAGCCUGUCAACUAUGAUCUUGCUUCAACUUUGUGUCCUGUUCCAGCCAAACUAUCAUCAUGUCAGUUUCCAAACAUAUGUACCAAUACUAAUGUCCCAACUUUCUUUAAUCUUUCUCUUGAUCAAGUUUCCCAUGAUUUUGUCACAAAUAUAUUACUUGUGGCAUCUCACAGUCAUGUCAUUUCCCUAGCCUAUUACUAUGGCCAUGAUUGUGUGUCCUUGUCCACCAAUUCUUGUAGGUCCUAGUCACUGUUGAUUGUCUAAUCAGCUGCUCCAGUACUUUUACUGCCUUCUACAUAACCUCAAGUUUACCAUGAUAUUUACUGUAGAAUAUAUGUACAGUAUGUAUGCUAUUUCUUGAUGUACAUAUACCAUUGUAAUGUCAUAUUUUAUGAUCAUUUCAAGAGUAAAUAGUUGCAUUCCAA